Molecule: messenger RNA, 929 nt
Organism: Loxodonta africana (African savanna elephant)
Lineage: Eukaryota; Metazoa; Chordata; Mammalia; Proboscidea; Elephantidae
Gene: UPK2
Product: uroplakin 2
Exons: 5
Coding region: 1-555 (184 amino acids)
Biological process (GO): epithelial cell differentiation
Cellular component (GO): apical plasma membrane
Source: RefSeq, a predicted model, not a curated record
AUGGCAUCCCUGCUGCCUGUCUGGACCUUGCCCUUGAUCCUGAUCUUGCUGGCUGUCCUAGCCCCAGUGGCUGCAGACUUCCACAUCUCAAGCCUCUCUGGUGUGCUGUCCCCCGCGCUAACGGAGAGCCUGCUAGUUGCCUUGCCCCCCUGUCGCCUCACUGGGGGCAAUGCCACACUGAUGGUCCGUAGAGCCAAUGACAGCAAAGUGGUGAAAUCCAGCUUCAUGGUGCCUCCAUGCCGUGGGCACAGGGAGCUGGUGAGUGUGGUGGACAGUGGGGCUGGCUUCACAGUCACUAGGCUCAGUGCAUACCAGGUGACAAACCUCGUGCCAGGAACCAAAUACUACAUUUCCUACCUAGUGAAGAAGGGGACAUCCACUGAAUCCAGUAAAGAGAGCGCAAUGUCCACGCUUCCUCGAAGGAAGAUGGAGUCCACUGGGUUGGGAAUGGCCCGAACAGGGGGCAUGGUGGUCAUCACAGUGCUGCUCUCAGUCGCCAUGUUCCUGCUGGUUGUGGGCUUCAUCACCGCCCUGGCACUGGGUGCCCAAAAGUGAAGAGGCCUACACUGAGCAGCGGGCUCCUCCAGGAAGCCCAGGGUGCUGUCCAGUUCCCCAGCCUAGGGCUUUGACUUUAUCUCCUGUCUCCACUCCUAAAAAGGCUGCCCCUCCCAGUCCUCAGUCAUGAGUGUUCAACUCCUUCAGUUCCUUCACCUUCCCUUCCUUGCCCCCCCCAUUAGAGCCCUUUCCUCCCUCAGUCUCCUCUUGCCCUUAAUGCCUCCCCUUUCCCCAGCACUCCUUAUUAUCCCCCUCCUCCCACCGUCAGAGCUUACUUUCCUUCCCUUUCACCAUUCAUACCCUUCCCCCAACAACUCAUGCCUCCCUCAGUGAACUAAGUCCCUACAAUAAAGUGGGAUGCCACCUCUGCUAUG